GUAGUAUUGGCACAAUGAUAGACCAUAAGUCAACUGAAUAAAAUUGAAGAGCCUCAAGAGAAACCCUGACAUUUAUGAUCAAUGCAUAAGCAUAUGAGGAUAGUUUAAUGGAGAAAGAAUAGUAUAUUGACUAAAUGCUGCUGGAAGGUUGAGACAACCAUGUCCAGAAUAAUUAAGUUGGACACUUUUGUGCAUGCUGUAUAAACACUCUGAAGCCAAUGGAAGAGUUAAAAGUUGUAUAAUUCGCCAUUUCUGUGAGAACCGGGAAGGAUAUUGGUGUAGAGGACAUUCACUACCAUGAGUUCUGGUGCAUUGCCAAAACCUCAGAUGCAUGGUCUUCUGGCCAAGCGCCUGCAGGUUCACAUUGUUGGUGCAUUCAUUAUGGCCCUGGGAGUUGCUGCUUCCUAUAAGUUUGGUGUGGCUGAACCCAGAAAGAAUUAUGACUCUAUGAAGGACUUUGAAGAGAUGAGGAAGGCUGGUAUCUUCCAGAGUGCGAAGUGACAUCAGAAUGUACAGAAUUCUUUGGAUUGCGCUCCAUAGAAGUUCAUUGCUGACCUGUGUUCCUGAAUUAUGAAACACGAAUAUGUGGGCU
Molecule: messenger RNA, 592 nt
Organism: Peromyscus maniculatus bairdii (prairie deer mouse)
Lineage: Eukaryota; Metazoa; Chordata; Mammalia; Rodentia; Cricetidae
Source: RefSeq, a predicted model, not a curated record